CUUCAAAUACAAUUUUUGUGUACGGCAUGGUAAUAAAUACAGGCCAUGAUGAGGAUUGCUGACAGUCUCCUCAAAUGCUAUCCGAACGACAUACAUCCGUUGCCAUCUUUUCAGCUAGCCAGCGGAAUGUCUCAAGCAUCUCAAGUUUCCCGCUAUGAAAUUGUUUGCGAUUCAGCUGGAGCUCUUCUAAUAGAUGUUUGUGAUAGGCCUGAAGCAUCAAAUGCACUGACUAUGUGGUUGCAAUGGACAAAAGAUAUCGAUCAACAAGUGCAUGAAAAUGAUGAUGAUAUCAACGCUCAUAAGAACAAAUUAAUUGACCAUUGUAGAACCAUUCCAAUGUGGGCUUCAAGUGCUGCGGUAGAAUGUGAAUUUAAUGACUUGAAGUCUUGCUUUCAAAGGAAAAUUACCAUUGAGAGUAGACGAUUUUGUUGUGAACGUUUAAAAUAUAAAGCAAAUAGAAACAAAAUCGUACUUUCGGGAGCAACAACUGCACUUAAAAUAAAAGAAGGUUGUUGAAGAUGCAUUCUUGCAUUCUUUGUAAAGAUAAUUCACAAGAAGGAGCUCGCUGAUGCAAAGUCUGUGGGAAGGUCUUCAUAUUUUACCUGUGUUCCAUUGAUAUAGAAGAUGAAAAAUGAGGUUAUGAACAAAAAAUAGUAUCAAAUGUUUAAGAAGAAGAGAGAUAACUCA
Gryllus bimaculatus (two-spotted cricket) is the source of this 687-nucleotide messenger RNA. Lineage: Eukaryota; Metazoa; Arthropoda; Insecta; Orthoptera; Gryllidae. The record is from the annotation of a GenBank genome assembly.